AUGGACAGUCGUUUAUCAAAGGAAAAUUCAAUCACAUCUGUUGAAUUAGGCACGAUUGGAAGCCGGCGUUCAUUCGAAGUGGAAGAGGAAGCCGCUGGACCCGUUCCUCAUAUGGGUCUUAUGAGUAGCUGUAAUAUGAUUAUUGGUCUUAUCAUUGGUAGUGGUAUUUUUGCUUCACCCGGCCCUGUCACAGCCAAAGUGGGAGCUGUAGGUCCUUCACUCAUUAUCUGGGUGGUUGCUGGUGCCAUUAGUAUGAUUGGUGCCUUAUGUUAUGCUGAACUCGGUACGAUGAUCACCAAAUCCGGCGGUGAAUACCAAUAUUUAAAGUCGUCGUACGGUGUUUGUAUUGGUAUUUUGUUCAGUUGGGCCAACCUCAUCCUCAGUAACCCGAUUGGUACAGCUUCGAUUGCGACCGUCUUUGCUCAAUACAUCAUGCAAAUGGCUUAUUUCAACCCGGAUCAUCCAGACGACGCACCACACUAUCCAAGCUACGCUUUGAAGCUAGUGACGAUCGGUUGUAUCUGGGUCGUGGUCUUUCUCAAUGCCUUUGGCCGAAAAGCAGGCGCCAUGGUCGCCAACAUCUUUACAGCGGCCAAGUUAGUGGCACUUGUGAUGAUCAUCAUCAUUGGCUGGGUUUGGCUUGGCAAGGGCCAUACCGGGCCCUUCAAAACAGCUUUCAGCGGCGGCACGAGCAAUGCGCUCGAUUACGGCACCGCCAUGUACAUGGCUCUUUUCUCGUACAAUGGUUGGAACAAUUUGAACUAUGGUAUUUCUGAAGUCAAGAAUCCCAAACGUACCUUGCCCCUGGCUAUUACGAUCUCUUGUAUUUUGGUCACUGUCGUGUAUGUCUUGGCCAAUAUGGCUUAUUUUGCCACGCUUCCUCUUGCUACCGUCGCUACGUCCUCUACCGUGGCGAUGCAAUUGGGUAUGGUGUCGAUGGGCAAAGGCGGCGCUUAUUUCUUUGCCCUCAUGGUCAUCUUGUCUACGUUUGGUGCGGUGAAUGGUAACGUGUGGGCUGCUUCUCGUCUUGUCGUGACAGCAGCAAAAGAAGACGGGGUGUUUAUGCCUCCGUUCUUUGGAAAGCUCAAUGAAAAACGGCAAACACCUAUCCGUGCGCUUAUUUUCGUGGGCGUGAUUUCAACGAUCUGGUCUAUUCCUGGUGAUUUUACGUACUUGGCGACGCUUUACAGUUUUAUCAAUUUCUUCUUUUAUGGCUGUGCUAUUCUUGGUUUAAUCGUCAUGCGUUUCCGCAAGAAGACAAAACAUUUACCCCGACCUUUCAAGAUCUGGCUUCCAUUUGCCAUUUUCUUUGUCAUUAUCGAUAUUUACAUUGUCAUUGCUCCUUUGGUGGAUGCAGGUGCCAGUGGUGUGGCUAUCUAUGUUAUUUGUAUUUGCGUGGCGCUCUUGGCUAUCCCUAUGUGGUUCAUUCGGGUGAGGAAGCCUGGCAUUGGUCGCCGUCUUUUCGGAUGGAUUCCUGGUUAUAGCGAUCCUUUUGUUUUAGAAGCACGUCGUAAGAAGGAGUUGGAAAGAUCUCGUUCCGACGAUAACAGUUUCAAUAUGGCCAUCUGUGAACAACACGACUUUACUCUAACAAAAGAAAAAUCAGAACUGUAA
Messenger RNA from Mycotypha africana, 1614 nucleotides. Its product is annotated as amino acid permease-domain-containing protein. Lineage: Eukaryota; Fungi; Mucoromycota; Mucoromycetes; Mucorales; Mycotyphaceae. The transcript has 2 exons. Gene Ontology annotation, molecular function: L-amino acid transmembrane transporter activity. The coding region runs from base 1 to 1614 and encodes 537 amino acids. Gene Ontology annotation, cellular component: membrane. The record is from RefSeq and is a predicted model, not a curated record. Gene Ontology annotation, biological process: amino acid transmembrane transport.